Tyto alba (common barn owl) is the source of this 1593-nucleotide messenger RNA. RefSeq names its product leupaxin (gene LPXN). Gene Ontology annotation, biological process: actin cytoskeleton organization; muscle structure development. Gene Ontology annotation, molecular function: actin binding; muscle alpha-actinin binding. The record is from RefSeq and is a predicted model, not a curated record. Gene Ontology annotation, cellular component: filamentous actin; stress fiber; adherens junction. Lineage: Eukaryota; Metazoa; Chordata; Aves; Strigiformes; Tytonidae. The transcript has 9 exons. The coding region runs from base 91 to 1257 and encodes 388 amino acids.
CUGAAAGCCUGCACAGCCCAGCCUGCCAGCUCGCCGCCCUGCAGGUCCUGCCCCAGCCCCCCAGCUGCUGGGACCCCAUGUUGUGGGAGGAUGGAGGAUUUAGAUGCUUUGCUGGCAGAACUGGAGCAGAGCUCUCACUCAGCCUCCAAGGACUGCGUGCCGCAGGUGCCGAGCUCCUACAAGCAGGACCUGGCCACAGCCGGGCCCCCAGUGCCCUGUGGCCGUGAGCCACUUGCCCCAAAGGCCCUGAAGGGUUUUUCCUUCCAGGUGCAGCCGCCGCCUCAGGCUCAGCCUCCAGAAGAGGCUUUGAAGACAGUGUACAGCAGCCCCAUACCGGUCCCGCAGCCGCUGCUCUCCUCGCCUCCACCCACAGCAGCUGCCCGGCAGCUGGAUGAGCUCCUGGCCGACCUGGGCCACAUGCAGAGUAAGCUCGCGGCUACGGGACAGGGAGCCGGGGUGCCAGCAAAGCCCUCGCCCUCACUAGACAACAUGCUGGGCAGCCUCACCCAGGACCUACAGGAGCUGGGCAUCACAGCUGCUCCCACCGGCGUUUGCUCCGCCUGCCGCAAGCCCAUUGCUGGCAAGGUGCUCACAGCCCUGGGCAAAACCUGGCACCUCGAGCACUUCACCUGCACCCGCUGCGGACAGGAGCUGGGCAACCAGCCCUUCUUUGAGCGGGGAGGGCAGGCGUACUGUGAGGAGGACUACCACCAAGCCUUCUCCCCUCGCUGCGCCUACUGUGCCAACCCCAUCCAUGAGAAAGUCCUCACGGCUCUGGACCAGACCUGGCACCCCGAGCACUUCUUCUGUGCCCACUGCGGGAAAGUGUUCGGAGACGACGGUUUCCACGAGCGGAACGGGAAGCCAUACUGCCGCCAGGACUUCCUGGCUAUGUUUGCCCCAAAAUGCCAGGGCUGCGAGCGCCCUGUGAUGGACAAUUACCUGUCGGCCUUGCAGGGCGUCUGGCACCCCGAAUGCUUCGUGUGCGCGGAGUGCCUGAGCGGCUUUGCCAGCGGCUCCUUCUUUGAGCUGGAGGGUCGGCCCUACUGCGAGCUGCACUUCCACCAGCGGCAGGGCAGCAUCUGCCACGGCUGCAGCCGCCCUGUGACUGGCCGCUGCGUCACAGCCGCCGGGCGCAAGUACCACCCUGAGCACUUCAUCUGCGUCUACUGCCUGGGCCAGCUGCAGAAAGGCACCUUCCACGAGCACGGCAACAAAAUGUACUGCCAGGCCUGCUACAACAAGCUCUUCCUCUGAUCCCUGCCCCGCCAGCACACAGCCACCCUUCCCGCCUCACUGGCUGUCCCUGGUAUUGUCCCCACCAUCGACGUCCCUGGCAUCUUCCCUGCCAGGCCAGGCAUCCCUGGCAUUGUCCCUGCCAAGCCAAACAGGUUUCAUAUUAUCCCACCCAUCAAUGUCCCUGGCAUUGGUCCUGCUGAGCCAAACGUCCCCAGCAUUGUCUCUGCCAAGCCAGACAUCCCUGGCAUCAUUCCUUGUACCCCUCCCCCUAAGACAUUCCUGGCAUUGUCCCUGCCAAGCCACGUGUCCUGGGCACUGUCCCUUCAACCUGAAGCAAUAAAAAUCCUGGCCCUA